UCAAAUUUGUGUGAGUAGUUUUGACAAAAGCUUGGGCUUACUGCUUUUUCUUCUCUUCCUCCUCAGACUGUUUUUGUUGCCCUCAUUUCGAUUGAUUUGCUGGCACUUUCUCGUCCCCAUGAAAUGAGAUCUGCCAGUCAGCAACAAGGAGGAGGCUCCAUUAUGUCGAGAAACAAUAAAGAAGACGACGAAGAUGAGCUGGAAGCUUUGCGUUUGGCUGCCCUCGAAAGUUUGAGGGCAAAGGGACUUCCUCCACCUGUUGUGUUGCAAGGCCAGCGUUUGUCACCCAAACACAAUGUUUGCAGCAGCGCAGUUUUUCAGCGUCAUUUUGGCAAUCAAAAUUUGAUAGCCAUCAUUCCAGUAGAGAACAAUUCUGCAAGUUCCUCACCUUACCAGAAUUCAUCUCCUCAUCACCCUCCAUCACUUGAUUCGAAACCUCCACCCAUGAGGAAUAAUUCAUCGAGACCCCCUCCUUUGAAGAACCCUCCAACCACCAGUUUGGUUUCACACAAUAGUCCUGUGGAGGAGAAAAGAUCGAAUAAAUUUAGUCGUUUUGAAGACUCUGACAGUGAUGAGAGUGAUGAUGUCGAAAUGUCUUUUGCCAAGUCAGAAAGUGAAGAAGAAGAGUUUGUGAUUGAAGAAGGUGAUGCAGAAGACUUGAUUAUUGAAGUAGAGGAUGAAAUCAUUGAAGAAAUAGAAGAAGAAUCGAAUGGAGCAACUGAGCUCUCUCCAGCUGUUGCCACCAUACCAGAAGAUAGAGUGAACGUUGCCACCUCUGGCGUGAAGCCUAGCGAGAAAUCUGCUAGCCCUUCCGGUCAAAUUAGUACUCCAACGCCUCCUGUUAAGAUUACGAUGACAGAUUCCACUAAAGAGGGUCAUGCAUCGCGAGAUGUCAGACAUUUUGAAAGUAAUCGGAAAACUGAUACGGGAGAAUUUGCUAGGCGAUCCCCCCAAUUAAGUUCUUCGGCAACUAGAUCUCCUCCUAAUGCACAUUCUCGUCGGCGGUCUCCUCCCAGGCAACAAAGGAGCCCUCAGAGAAUGCAAAAAUCCUCACCAAGACCUCACAGGUCUCCUCCAAGAUCCCAAAGAUCUCCCGUAAGAGUCCAGCGAUCACCGGUGAGAAUCCAACGAUCUCCAUCAAGAGUGCAAAGAUCUCCCCUUAGGGUCCAGAGAUCUCCUCCAAGGGUUCAGAGGUCUCCACUCAGGAGGUCGCCAUUGAGAUCCUCAGAUCGGGACAAGCCAAAAGACAGAGGAACCAGCAAGACCAGCAGCGGUUCUGAUCGUUCCGGACCUGAAGAGAAUAGAAGAGCCGAUAAAAAGCGAGUCAACACAUCUGUGGAUUCCGUUCGAUCGUCAGAGCAGCGUCGAACAAGCGACAAGUCUCGUUCUCCAACGUGCGAGAGGAAGCCAUUGUUGAAAAGGUCACCUCCGCGUUCGGUUUCCAACGAUUCCCGGGAUUCUCGAAAGCUCGUCACGCCUUCGCUGACCGAAACGGAACGUGAUCGACUCGAGUCACGCAAGCGUAAAUUUGAAACGGCUCCCGACCAAGACUCGUCUGUCAAAAAGGAAGGAAAGAUUCGACUGCGGACGGAAAUAAAUCGCAAGACACCGCCAGUGCAGCUGAAGCGCAGAGAAGAGAAACUGACCAAGAAACCCGAUGCAGUGGUCGAACAGAUUCAAGUGAGGAGGGAUGAGCCGAUUUCUUCGGUGCCGGACAAGACGGACGAAGAAGAUGUCGACAGGAAAUCAUCCAAGAAAAAUAAACGGUCCUCGAAGAAAUCGAAAGAUAAGAACCGUAAUGGUAAAACUCUUUCUGGCAGCGAUGGAGAUAACGCACCUGUAAAACCUCUUAGCAACAAAAGUAGUGAGACAUCUGACGCACAUCUCGACUUACGAGCAGAACUCCAGAGAAGAAGGGGUCAUCGCUAUGAAGAGGACGAGGAACCACGGAGUCGCACGCCGGAAACGCGUCGGAUAUUGGUUUUGAAUUCACCUCCGACAUCGACCGCCUCAGCAGCUCCUCCCAAACUGCCAACCGAACCAGCGAGCGGCGUUCUGUCGAAGCAUCAACGGCUCGUUUCAGAAGGCCAAUCUAAGCCGGGCACGUCGUCGUCGUCCGGCUCGUUGCCGAAAAGAAACGGCAGGGUCAAACUGAAACGUACCCUACUGGCCACUCCGAUCGAGAUCGAUCAAGGACCAGAGACUGAUCCCUUAGAAGAUCGCAUCCGACUGAUCCGGGCACAGAACGAGCUGAUUCGCAAGCGACAACGGGAGAUUGAAGCUGACAAAUUGCAGUAUGCUUGAUUGU
This is a messenger RNA of Daphnia pulex (common water flea), 2308 nucleotides long. RefSeq names its product serine/arginine repetitive matrix protein 2-like. Bases 124 to 2304 code for a protein of 726 amino acids. The transcript has 7 exons. The record is from RefSeq and is a predicted model, not a curated record. Lineage: Eukaryota; Metazoa; Arthropoda; Branchiopoda; Diplostraca; Daphniidae.